CGACACGAGAGCCGGCAGCACUGAGAGCUCCGCGACGCGCCUGUAUCUGUGCACCCCGCAGUUUGGACCUUCCCCCGACAGUCGCGAUGGAUCCGUGAACUGUCCCGUCCGUUGUUUUUGUUUUGGAGGCGAGAAGAACUCAAGGUAUAUACGGAAGUUUGAGCUUGCAAUGGAGUUAUGGAUGGGGAGAAUCGGAUAAUAUUGAACGUUGGCGGUAUUCGCUAUGAGACAUACAAGGCGACAUUGAAGAAGAUUCCAGCCACGAGGCUUUCGAGGCUAACCGAAGCGUUGGCAAACUACGAUCCCAUCCUCAACGAGUACUUCUUUGACAGGCACCCAGGAGUGUUCGCGCAAAUACUUAAUUACUACAGAACGGGCAAGCUGCAUUAUCCGACGAACGUAUGCGGUCCAUUGUUCGAGGAGGAACUGGAGUUCUGGGGCCUGGACUCGAACCAGGUCGAGCCGUGUUGCUGGAGCACGUACAGCGUCCAUCGGGACACGCAGGCAACCCUGGCGAUUCUGGACAAACUGGACAUAGAUUCGGAACGUCCCAGCGAUGAGGAGGUGGCCAGGAUGUUCGGGUACGAGGAAGCGUACCAUGCAGGUACCCUAACGCGUUGGCAGAAGCUCAAGCCAAAAAUUUGGGCUCUGUUCGAUGAACCCUAUUCCUCCUCCUCCGCCAAGGUACCGCCGCUGAAUGUGCACCAUCGAAAUAUUGUGGCGGGAGCUUCCGUAUUUUUCAUAUGUGUUUCAGUGUUUUCGUUCUGUUUGAAAACCCAACCGGGAAUGAGAGUAACAUGCCAGUACAGCAAAGAUCCCAACUGCACCGAACCCCAUCCCUAUUUUUUAACCGUCGAGCAUUUCUGCAACGCCUGGUUCACGUUCGAGCUUUCAGUUAGAUUUAUUGUUUCUCCAAACGUUAUAGAGUUUAUAAAAUCUCCAGUAAAUAUAAUAGAUUUCGCCGCAACUCUGAGUUUCUACAUCGACAUGAUCUGCGUCUACGACAAGAAAAACCAACUCCUGGACUUCAUCAGCAUUAUCCGAAUCUUGAGACUUUUUAAACUCACACGCCACUCUCCUGGUUUGAAAAUCCUCAUUCAUACAUUCAAAGCUUCAGCUAAGGAACUUGGACUGUUGGUGUUUUUUUUGGUGUUGGGCAUCGUUGUGUUUGCCAGUUUGGUUUACUACGCUGAAAAAACACAGGAUAACAAGGACAACCACUUCAAGAGCAUCCCUGAAGGACUGUGGUGGGCAAUUGUGACUAUGACCACCGUUGGAUAUGGUGAUAUGGCUCCGAAGACGUAUUUAGGGAUGUUUGUGGGAGCCCUUUGCGCCCUCGCCGGAGUGUUGACCAUUGCCCUUCCGGUACCCGUUAUUGUGUCCAAUUUUUCAAUGUUCUACUCACACACACAGGCAAGGGCAAAGUUGCCGAAGAAAAGACGACGGGUGCUCCCGGUAGAACAGCCUAGAAGAAAGAAGCUGGAGAACACGACUAACCGUAGAAUGAACGCCAUAAAACAUCAUCAUCCAGCAGUGUUUAAAGAUGCAUUUGGUAACGCCAAACUAGGUAUAUCACAUUUUUUGCAUCCAAGUAACGUAAAUGGCGUAAACGUUAUAGGAUUAGCAUUGCAGGGUCCCUCAGUACCAAGUAUAGCAGUCCUCCAUCAUAACGGACCGUACAAUUUAGCAAGUUCACCUGAUGAAAAUGCUCCACCAAGUUCAUCGAGUGUGGCAGUUUCUCCACUCCAGCCUCGACCAGCAACUACGGGCAGUACCGAUGUACUACCCCUGCAACCGAAGUACUUGCCCCAUUUCGAGAGAGAGUACAAAUCGGAGCCGAGAGAAAUUUCCCCCCUCCAUUUUUCAGAAUCUAAUCCUCCAAAAGUAACCGAAUCAGAAAUAGGUCUGGCGAGCGUACCGGCCAUGGCAAUCGGGAGUUCCACAGAAGUUCUCGUCAGCAUUGUGGAGAACCAGGCGAAACUACGACGUAGCUCAUUUUUGGCUAAAAACCAAGAACAGAAAUCUCCAGAUUUUGAUGUUGGAAAGUCUCCCAGCACCGAAAUGACUUACUCGUCAAAUCAGUCUGCAAAUUCGAUGGUGGAAUCGGAUGUGGAAGUAAUGAAGUCACCUAGUACGGAUUUGUCGGCAUUACAGACGCCGAAUGAGGAAUUCACUGAGCUGGACACCAACGAUAACGAGAAAGUUUGUGAUAACCUGUUAGUUAGUGACUCGAUAGAUCAAUUAAACGAUGCUAAUGUAUAGAUGUAUAUAUUUCUGACUAGGAGACUAGGGAAUUUUUUAAGUAAUAGUCAAUUAGGGAAAGUACUUGACCAAUUAAUCGCUAAUUUCACGUACUUUCUCGCAUUUUGAUUAUUAUAUUUUUAUAAAUGUUUUCAUGGCACUCUACAGAAUGUUCGGUUUGAACAGACAAAACCCCCAUAUUUUUAAGUUGCUUAGAUAAUGCUCAAUUUCUAUGUAAGUGCUUGACAAUCCGAACACCCUGUAUCAAACAAGUUUAUGCACAAUUCUAAUAUUGUUGUCUUUAAGUUAAGUUCCUCAAGAACCAUCCCUUUUAUGAUGUAAUCCACUGGGCCCAAAAUAAUUAUUGUAAAUCCAAGGUAUACUUUUAGACUUUAGGUGCUUUAUUAUCAAUUGUUAAAAGGCAGUUUUUUAUGAGAUUAGUUGAAUUUUUUCUCUGUGAGAUUUGGCCAAUUAUACAAAAUUGUUGUUUUCACCCCAAUUUGAAAAAUAUAGAUGGCGUAUUU
This is a messenger RNA of Aethina tumida (small hive beetle), 2765 nucleotides long. Its product is annotated as potassium voltage-gated channel protein Shaw-like. Gene Ontology annotation, molecular function: protein binding; delayed rectifier potassium channel activity. The record is from RefSeq and is a predicted model, not a curated record. NCBI's taxonomy places the organism in Eukaryota, Metazoa, Arthropoda, Insecta, Coleoptera, Nitidulidae. The transcript has 11 exons. Gene Ontology annotation, cellular component: axon; voltage-gated potassium channel complex; neuronal cell body membrane. The coding region runs from base 178 to 2262 and encodes 694 amino acids. Gene Ontology annotation, biological process: protein homooligomerization; potassium ion transmembrane transport.